UGCCCGUCCAUGAUCUUUCAUUUUUUUCCAUUCGGAAGUCCUAAGCUUAUUCAUACUCGUACGAUGACGGCGAAAACGGAGAAUCCUAGUAUUGCUACAUAUGGCGUUGCGUAUGCUCAUUUGUUAUUUUCCGAAGAAGGCGACGUAUAGUUCGGCAGGUUGUACCUUUCGGUGGCAACGCUGAUGCGAUUUGGAUGCGACCAAAGCCAGUAGUAGUAUGGUUUGAAGACAACCCCUCUUCUCGCAUAAAAUAGGGGCCUGGCGUGAUCGCCUCAAGAGGGUCCGUCCAACUUGUCCAACGCAGAGCUCGCCACUGCUGACCAAGAUUCCAGGUGCCAUUGUGUCCACUCAAGUCCAUCAAUGACGUCUCGCCCAACCGUGGUGCUCAUCCCGAGCUGGGGAUCCGGCCACUUCAUGUCCGCGCUCGAAGCCGGCAAGAGGCUUCUCGCCACCGGCCGGGGCGCCUUCACGCUGACCGUGCUCGUCAUGCACGCGCCAUCGGAAGCAAUGGCGUCGGAGGUCCAGGGCCACGUGCGCCGGGAGGCAGCUUCCGGCCUCGACAUCCGCUUCCUCCAGCUCCCCGCCGUCGAGCACCCCACCGGCUGCGUGGACCCUGUUGAAUUCGCGUCCCGGUACGUCCAGCUCCACGCGCCCCACGUCAAGGCGGCCAUCGCGGGCCUGGGGCCGUCGUCCCGGGUGGCCGCGGUCGUCGUCGACCUCUUCUUAACUGCCCUAUUCGACGUUCUCCACGAGCUCGCCGUGCCCGCGUACGUGUACUUUUCCUCCCCCGCCGCGUUCCUGGCGCUCAUGCUGCGCCUGCCGGCGCUCCGCGAGGAUCUGACGGGUGCCGGGUUUGAGGCGAUGGAGAGCACGGUGGACGUGCCCGGGCUGCCGCCGGUGCCGCCGUCUUACAUGCCGGCAUGCCUUGUGAAGGCGAAGAUCCAGAGCUACGACUGGUUCGAGUACCACGGCCGCCGCUUCAUGGAAGCCAGGGGCGUCAUCGUGAACACCUCCGUCGAGCUCGAGGGCUCGAUUCUCGCGGCGAUCGCGGACGGCCGCUGCGUCCCCGGACACCCUGCUCCGGCUCUCCACGCGAUCGGCCCGGUGAUCUGGUUCGGCUCGACGGACGACGAGCAGCCCCACGAGUGCGUGCGGUGGCUCGACGCGCAGCCGCCGGCUUCGGUGGUUUUCCUCUGCUUCGGGAGCAUGGGGUCCCUCGACGCGGCACAGGUGAGGGAGGUAGCCGUCGGCCUGGAGCGCAGCGGCCACCGCUUUCUGUGGGUGCUACGAGGCCCGCCCGUUGCCGGCACGCGGCUCCCGACGGACGCGAACCUGGACGAGGUGCUCCCGGAGGGGUUCCUGGAGGCGACCACGGGGAGGGGGCUGGUGUGGCCGGCGUGGGCGCCGCAGAGGGAGAUCCUGUCCCACGCCGCCGUGGGUGGAUUCGUGACGCACUGCGGGUGGAACUCCAUCCUGGAGAGCCUGUGGUCGGGCGUGCCGAUGAUCCCGUGGCCGCUGUACGGGGAGCAGCACCUGAACGCGUUCGAGCUCGUGGCCGGCGUGGGCGCGGCGGUCGCGCUGGAGAUGGACCGGAGGAAGGGAUUCUUCGUGGAGGCGGGCGAGCUGGAGCGAGCGGUGCGGAGCCUGAUGGGCGGCGCGUCGGAGGAGGGGAGGAAGGCGAGGAGGACGGCCGCGGAGACGAGCGCCGCGUGCAGGGAGGCCGUCGGCGAGGGCGGCUCGUCGUGCGCCGCGCUGCAGAGGCUCGUGGGCGAGAUUUUGGUUUUGCCGACGGAGGGAGACGAUUCCAGCUAGCUAUGCAGCAAGUGCCGUGGUGCGCAGUGUAUCCACAAAAAUGCUACACGUACAGGCUCAUUCUACAGGUUUUUACAGGUUAAGGACCAUUCGCUCUUCUAAUUGGCCCCCCCUGAUUUUCACCGGUGGGCCCGUGCAUCUUAAUCAAUCCUCGGCCAAUCACUAUUAAGCAACCUGUAAACCUCCUGUAAAACUCCGUACGUCUAGCAAAGCUCGUGUAUCCA
This is a messenger RNA of Triticum aestivum (bread wheat), 2036 nucleotides long. Its product is annotated as anthocyanidin 3-O-glucosyltransferase 2. Gene Ontology annotation, molecular function: UDP-glucosyltransferase activity. Lineage: Eukaryota; Viridiplantae; Streptophyta; Magnoliopsida; Poales; Poaceae. The transcript has a single exon. The record is from RefSeq and is a predicted model, not a curated record. The coding region runs from base 361 to 1812 and encodes 483 amino acids.